CCUUUCACUUCCAAGUUUUCAAAUUUUUUGCUUAGAAAUUUCAAUAAUAUAUCACUUGAAGGACAAUCAUGGCGAUAAUUGAAGGAGAAUCGAUGGCUAGAAACAAAGAGAAGAGUGCAGAAGCAGAAAACGAGACUUUGGAUUUUUAGCAUCAAUCCAAUACAGUUGUCAUGACCAUGGAAGUUGAAAUCAUAUCCAGAGAAAUCAUCAAACCUUCCACUCCAACCCCACCACAUCUUCGAACACACAACCUUUCAUUCCUCGAACAGAAUACUCCUCGUACUUAUCUGCCGGUGGUUUACUUCUAUCACAAGGAGAGCUCUGCUUCUACUAAAGGCGAUCACAAAUCCAAUCAGCUCAAGAAAUCUUUAUCAGAAAUACUAUCCAAGUACUACCCGUUCGCCGGCAGGAUCAGAGACCGAGCCUCCGUUGACUGCAACGAUGAAGGAGUUGCGUUUGUCGAAGCAAGAGUCAGAAACAUCAAGCUAUCUGAAAUUCUUGAACACCCUGAAGAUACAUGGCUGGACUUGUUAUUCACAGACAAUUUACAGUGGAACGAUGAUUCGAGUCUCAGCGUGAUCUUUGCUGUUCAAGUAAGCUUCUUUGACUGUGGUGGCAUGGCAAUUGGCAUCUGUAUGUCACACAAAGUAGCUGACACAUCCACCGUGGCCAACUUCAUCAACGACUGGGCUGCUCGAAACAAGUGUGAUCAAUAUGUACCGUCUCCUUUGUUCAUCGGAGCAGAUACAUUUCCCCAAGGUGACAUGCCAUUGUUCCCGGAAACUGUGCUCGAAAAAGGCGACUGCGUCACCAAGAGAUUUGUGUUUGAUGCCCCGAAGAUUGCUUCCCUCAAAGCAAUAGUCGCGGACAAAGUGCAAAACCCCACAAGGGUUGAAGUUGUGACAGCUUUGAUUUACAGCUGUGCAAUUUCUGCGUUAAGAUCAACUUCACAGUCGUCCUUAAACCCGACAGUUUUCAUCCAUGCAGUGAAUCUCCGCACUAGGGUGAUCCCUCCGUUGCCGAAAAAUUCUGUAGGCAGCAUGAUUUGGGCUUUUACAUUGUCCACAGCUGAGGACGGUGUGAUCGAGUUGCAUGACCUGGUGACUCAAAUGAAGCAGAGCAUGACCCGAUUUUGUGAUUCUUAUGCUCAAAAGUUUCGCGGGGAAGAUCAAUGGCCGGCAAUCUUUAAAGAGUGUACGCAAGCAUUAAGGAAAGAAUUUUCGAUAGCGAAUUUGGUGACGUACAGAUGUAGCAGCUGGUGCAGGUUCCCAGUGUAUGAAGCUGACUUUGGCUGGGGGAAGCCAAUUUGGGUGACUAUUGCGAGCUGUUCCCUGAAGAAUGCUAUUUUUCUGAUUGAUACAAGGAAUGGAGAAGGGAUUGAAGCAUAUGUGAAUUUGGAAAAGCAACAAUUGGAUGUGUUCGAGCGCGACGCGCAGCUUCUUGCAUUUGCUUCUCUGAAUCCGAGUGCUUUAGACUCCAUCUGAUCUGAUCACAUCUUGUGUGCUGAGGUUUCAUAUCUCUGUGUUUAUGUUUCUCUUUUGUUACGGUUUGUGUUUGCUUUUGAAUGUGCAGUUUUUUUCGUUGUUGUGUAUGGAACGAAAUUGUUGGGGUCGAAUAAUAUUUCCCUUUGUUUUGGACAUUUAGGUUCAUAAA
This is a messenger RNA of Malus domestica (apple), 1653 nucleotides long. RefSeq names its product acyltransferase-like. The record is from RefSeq and is a predicted model, not a curated record. Lineage: Eukaryota; Viridiplantae; Streptophyta; Magnoliopsida; Rosales; Rosaceae.